This is a messenger RNA of Paramecium sonneborni, 9798 nucleotides long. NCBI's taxonomy places the organism in Eukaryota, Ciliophora, Oligohymenophorea, Peniculida, Parameciidae. The record is from the annotation of a GenBank genome assembly.
AUGACAAUUGAAAAUUGUGAUAAAAGCUUUAUCAAAGCAUUAAAAGUUUUAGAGGAUAGAAUUUAUUUAGUAAAUGUGAAUUAGAAUAAUGCAAAUUUAAUUCAAUUAGAUAUCAAUGGAGUCUAAUUAUCAUCCAAUAUAUUAGAUAUUCCUAAUAUAGCAGAAAUCAAAUUUGAAAUAUCAAAAGAAUUGAUUGUCUUUUUUUAUUAACUGUUAGGCUAGUCAUAAUGGGGAAUGAGAAUUUACACUCAGAUAAUGGUUAUAAUUUAUAUUAAAGAAGAUGUCUUAAUGGAAAUCAAAGAUCUUUCAAUAGCUGUUUCUGAAGUUGCAAUUACCUUAAGUUGGAGUGAAGUGAAUGAACAGGAAAUAUUCUAUUAAACUAUUGAUAAAAUGGGAACAAUUAUUAAAUCUGGAUCAAUAAAGAAUGAUUAAUAAAAUAGCAAGCCUAUGCUAAUAGUUUUAUUAAAUAUUUAUGUUGGAUUUGUCUGGGAAGUUCAAAACAUUUAAGAGCUACGAGGAUUGCAGCUAUCUAUAAUGAACAACCUAGGAGAAUUUUCCAGAUAGAUGCAAAUAAUUUGCUCUCCUAAUUGUCUUUAAUGUGAAAAUAACUAAUUAUGUACAAUUUGUGAAUUAGGAUAUAAUUUAAUACAAAUUAAAUAAAAUGAAAACUUGUGCUCAAAAAAGUGCGAUUAAAAUUGUAUUAAUUGUGAUAAUUUGGGAAGAUGCUACUAAUGUGUGGAAAAUUAUUAUUUGUCAAAUUAUUAAUGUAAAUUUGAUGAAAUUUAAUCUAAAUCAAUAAGAAUUAAUUAAUACUCAUAACAAAGUUAGAUUUAAUAAUAAGGAGCAAAAUUUAGUGAUGGUUCUAUCAUAGUUGUCUGGUCAAGUAAUUAUUAAGAUGGUGACAGAUGGGGAGUUUAUGCCUAAUUAAUUGAUAAUGCUGGUGUUAAAAUAGGAGACAAUAUAAAAAUUAGUUUGAAUUCUCAAGGAGCUUAACAUUCUCCUCAUGCAGCUGUAUUACAAGAUGAUACAGUUAUAAUCAUAUAUAUUGAUGGAGAUCCUUUCAAUGGCAAUGCGAUUUUAAAAGCUUAAAAAUUUGAUAAACUGAUGCAAAGAAUAGGAGAUGAAUUUUAAGUUGCUUAAAUUUAUAAUAAUUUAUACAGCUUAGAACAUGAAAAUACUUGCAAAGUAUUAAAUUUAAAAAAUGGAGGAUUUGUUAUUGGAUAUUUAAAUGCAAUUUAAAAUACUUUUGGAAAAUUUAUUCAUCUAAAAUUCUAUGACUAAUAGGGUAACUUUGUAGUUGAAUAAUAAAUUGAAGCAUCAUAUGAUCCUAACUUCUUUGAUUAUCUAAAUAUUGCUACUGCUGAUAAUCUUGCUGUAAGUUAUAAAAAUGGAUAUUGGGAUAUUCAUAUUAAUUUAUAUUCAUUAACUGGAUAAUUUUUAUAAAAAAAAUUAUUAGAUUAAUUUUCAUAGUAACCAUUAGGAUAUUAUUAUUCUCUCAGAAGCACACCAAACUAUUAUGCAUUAGUAUAUCAAAAAUAUGAUAAAGAAAUAACCAAAAUAUUUGUAUAAUUAUAUGAUCUAUAAUUAAAUAAUAAAGGAACUCCUUUAGAGAUUUAAUCUUCUGAUUAUUGGAUAUCAUCAUUUUAAUAUAAUGAUGAAAUAUUAAUUUUAAUUCAAAAUUAAUAUAGUUAAUAAUUGUUUUAGAUAAAAAAUGAACAAAUAGUCUUUUUAAAUACCUACAAUUUGUAACUUUAAAAAUUUAAUUAUUACUCUAGCUCUAUAUAUAUAAUAGAAUCCUAAAAUUAUAACUAUUUCUUAAUUUGGUAAAAAAAUGGAGAUCUUUAUUUUCAACUUAGUUCUUCCUAAGGUGCUCUUUUAGCUUAAUAAUAAAAAGUUUGUUCAAAUGGUUGCUUAUAAUGUUAAAAUGAAUUUUAAUGUGACAUAUGCCUUAGUGAAAAUUAUUAUCUAUCAAAUGAUCUCUGCCUACCAAUUAAUUUAAGUAAUUGUAAAAAGACAACUAUUCCUUUAUAUUGUGAUGAAUGCUAAAAAGGAUUUUAUAAAAAGUAGGAAGGAAUAUGCACACAAGUACCAUCUAACUAUUAAGAACCUUAAAAUCUCCUAACUCUUCAAGAAUAAGAAAAAAUUAAAGAUUUAAUUCUUUCAAGCAAUGGAUAUAUUGUUUCUUUUUCUUUAACAAGUUCAAAUGUGUAUAAAUUCAAGAUCUUAGAUGGAGAAAUGAAUAUAUAUAAUAUAGAAUUAAAUAAUCAAGAAUUACUCGACUCAAUUAAACUUUAAGUAUACUUUGAAGACAAUGAUACAAUAUUAGUGUAGUAUUUUGAAGAAUAGAUUACAGUUAAGAGAUAUAGCUUAAAUGGUACUCCUUAAAACCCAAGAUCCCUUUUAAUACAAAAAUAUGAAAACUAUUAACUCAAAUCAAAAAAUUUAAUUUUAGAACCUUUAUCUAAUUAUCAGUAUUCGCUUACAUUUUAUACUAUUACUGAAAAUGAUCUCAAAAAUAAUUUAAUUUCAUUUUAUAAUGUAAUACUUGAUUCUUCAUUUAAUGAAAUAGGAAAUAUACAAAAUAUUUUCUUCUCAUUCGAUUUUUAUUUUGUUUAAUAAACAACAAAAUCUUAAUUUUAAGUUCACCUUUCAAAUGGUAGAAUUUACAAUAUAAUUAGAAAUAAAAUUACAGGAUUCUUUAUAUUUUAGGAUACGUUGCGCCCUACUCUCAUCCAUAUAGCUUAAAUUAAAAGUGGAAAUAAAGUUGAAAUCGUUGAGGUUAAAUCAUUAUUAUCUGAAACAGAAACUUCAAUUUCUGUUGGUUAUAAAAUAUAAGAUAUAAAAAUUGAUUUCCUGAUUUCAGCCAAAAAAGUUUUGAAUUAAGGGUUCAGUAAAUAAAGAUUCAUAAAAUUAUUGACAUAUACUAAUUCAUUUGCAAUAUUUGUAGAACAAUAAAAUUUCAAUAUUAAUUCAAAUUAAAGACAAUUGGUAGUUCAAUACAUAUAUAAUACUGGUAAAAACAUCGGUGAUUACAUAUAUAUUUGUUCUUAUGAAGAAAAUGCUUUCAUGGAAAUAAUCUAAUUCUAAAAUGGAUUCAAAAUAUAUUGGUAGAAAUAAGAAUGUGAUGAUUAGGGAUGUUCUAAUAAUUUAGUUUGGAAUACAUAUGAUAGAGAUAAUGAUUUACCAGAUCCAUCUGAGCCUCAAAUAAUCAUUAAUGAUCCAAUUAAAGAUGGAAAAGGCAUUGAAGUUGCAGAAAAAUGUACUCAAGAGAUGAUGAAAAAACUUAUUAAAUUCUCUAACAACGACUAUGCUAUUUUAUAUAUUUGUUAGAAUAUUAUGAGAAUGAGGAAAUUCGAUAAAGAAGGUUUAUAACUAAACUUUAUUGAAGUUACUCUUGAAUUGAUUCAUUUAUUUGAUACAACUGUAAUAAAUAAUGAAAUCUAUGUAAGUAUGGUUGAUACUUUAGAUAAGAGAAUAUGUAAAAUAUAUAAAUUAGAUUAAUUCACAAACACUUUGAUAUUUUAACAGGAUUAUAUUCAUGAUUCAUAAAUUUUUGAUAUUAAAAUGGAGGGAUUGCAAAUUUAUUAUGUUCUUUUAAUAUCAAGUUUCAAAAACUAUAUUUUUGAUAAUGCAUCCUUAAUUGGACGUUCUUAAUCAUUAUUUAUAUAUGAUGCAUCAAAUGUGAAAAUCUUUGAAAAAAUAGAUAUCAAUUAUCCUGAAUUAAUGACAAUUGAAAAUUGUGAUAAAAGCUUUAUCAAAGCAUUAAAAGUUUUAGAGGAUAGAAUUUAUUUAGUAAAUGUUAAUCAGAAUAAUGCAAAUCUAAUUCAAUUAGAUAUCAAUGGAGUCUAAUUAUCAUCCAAUAUAUUAGAUAUUCCAAAUAUAGCAGAAAUCAAAUUUGAAAUAUCAAAAGAAUUUAUUGUCUUCAUUUAUUAAAUAUAUGGUUUUAAGGAGUGGGGUUUGAGGCUCUGUCUUUAACCAUUCCAAUGUAUCUACUUUGAUUAUUAAUACUUAUAUGGAGUUGAAGAUGCUACAAUAGCUAUAUAUUAGUCUACAUUUAUUUUAUCUUGUGUUAAUAAAAUAUAAAAUUCGCUCACUUAUUAUUUAUUUAAUCAAUAUGGAUUCAAAAUAAUGAAAGGAAUUAUUUAAAUUCGAUCAUCAAUUUCUAGACCAAUUUUAUUUACCUUAUCUAAUUACUAUGUAGGAUUGUCAUGGGCUGUUAAAGAUAAUUCUUCAUAAUGGCGAUUAUAAUUAACUAUAAUUAACGAUUAGGGAUAAUUUACUGAGUCUUUAACUAAGAUUUGCUCCUCUAAUUGCUUAGAAUGCACAAGUAAUUCAGAAUGUACAAAAUGCGAAAUUGGAUUUUAGUUGUAUUAUGAUGGAUUUUUAAGUGGAAUGUACUGCAAAUAAGGAUCAAGUUCAGCUUGUUUAUCUUAUGAUGGUGAUUUAUGUAGUGAAUGUCUUUCUUAUUAUAUACCUUCAGGCUCUCAGUGUAUAUUGGAUGAAUUCUAGUAAUACUCGCUAAUUGUCAAUGAAUUUACUUAUUUUAGUCAAACUAGACAUUUUUCUGCUGGAUUUAGUGAUGGUUGCAUGUUAGUAAUUUGGAAUAGCAAUUACUAAGAUGGAAGUGGUUGGGGUGUUUAUGGAUAAAUUGUAGAUGGACAGAGAUAGAAAAUAGGUUAAAACUUUAGAAUAAGUUAAAAUAUUGAAGGAAACCAACAUUCUCCAUAUGCUACAAUAUUAGAAGAUGAUACUGCUAUUAUUUUAUUCAUUGAUGGGGAUCCCGUAUAAGGAGCCUCACUUAAAAUUGCCAGAUUUACUAAAGAAUAAUAAAGAAUAGGAAAUGAAUUAGAAAUCGAUACACUUCUAUUUCGCAAUUAUAAUUUAAAUUAUAAUUGCAUAGCUAAGAUAAUAAGUUUAAAAAAUGGUGGAUAUUUGAUAGCAUAUUUGACAAACACUGAUAGCUAAUUCUUAAAUUUGAUGAAAUUAAAAUUUUAUAACUAAGCUGGUGCUUUAGUAAAUUUAUAAUAAAUUACAGGCUCAUUUACAUAAAUUAUAUAAAUCGCAAGCACUGAAUUAAAUAUUGGAGCAAUAUAUAUAGAUAAAUAUAAUAUAAGAUAGGCCAUUACUUAUACUUUCGAGGGAGAUAUAAUUUUAAACCAAGAAUUUACAUUAAUUAACAAUCUGCCUCUUUAUUAGGAGUUUUACUUAGGAAAUACCGCUUAAUAUUUUGUAGUAGCAUUUGUAGUGAAUGAAGAAAAUAUCCUUUCAACAAAAUUAUAAUUUUUUGAUUCAAAUUUCUUCGUUUAUGGAAAUUAGAUCUAAAUAUAAGAAAAUCUGCAAAUAAAUCCUAAAUUUUUCAUUAAUGUUCCAUAUAUUUAGUUUGAUAAGUAUAAGUAUGGCAUUUCUAUGAUAAUUGAGUAUAUCGUAAAUGGCAGAAUUUCUGUGUAAGAGCAAUAUUAUGUUAAUACUAAUUGGGAACUCAAUUUAAUCAACACUUAUCACAUUUAAAAAAAUUGGUUUAUGUUAAACUAUUAAAAUGUUAGAAUAGUAGAAUCACUUGAUCAUUCAUUUUUCGUAGUAUGGACAAAAUUUGAACACUAUAACAAUGUUGAUUCAUCAAAUAUUCAUAUAUAAAAAAUGAGCGCAUAAGGAUAAUAUGUAACAUAAAGCACAGUUUUUUGUCAUUAAAAUUGCUUAACUUGUAUCAAUGAUUAGUAAUGUACAUAAUGCAUUGAAAAUUAUGAAUUAGUAGACGGAAAAUGUUAAGUUAUUUGUGAAUCUAAUUGCCAAUCCUGCAUAAUUCCUCAAAUUUGUGAUUUAUGCAUGUAAGGAUAUUAUCAGCAAAUAGAAGGAAAAUGCACUUAAAUAUUUCCAGGUUACCAUUAGCCUUAACCAUUAGUUAAUGAAAAUUUUUAAGGAGAAAUCUCUAAUCUUAUAACAUUUAAUGAUGGUACUGUUAGUUUUAUCACCUAUUAUUAUUCAAGAUCGGAUAACCUUUAUUAUUGGGAUUUUUAUUUAAUAAAAGAAUAAUAAGUAUUAAUGAAAAAAAAAAUAUAAAUGCUUGCAACUAAAUAAAUUAGGAUGCCGACUUAUAUUUACAGAAUUGAAUAAGAUUAUGUAGUAAUUUACUAUGAACUUUAAAGAAUAGAAGUUGUAAGAAUAAAAGAAGAUUAAUCAAUAGUCCUUAAUAAAGUAAUUGAUUAGAAUGAGUUCAUUUUGGAUGUACCUUCCUAUGAGAAAUAAUUUCUCUUAGAGCCCUUGAUAAAUAAUCAAUAUUCUCUUACCUAUUAUAUAAACAAUUAUUAGGAAAAUCCUAGAGUAUCAGUAUAUAAUAUUAUUUUGGAUUCUGAAUUGAAUUAAAUCGGAGAAGUUAGGCUAGUGCUCUCAUCAAAUGAAUUCGAAGGAAGAGGAAGAGAGGGAAAUUAUCUAACAUUUAGUAGUUAAAAUGGUAUAGCUCAAUUCAAAGAAGAGUAAAUGCUCUAAAACUAAUGUUUAUAUUCUUCCUUAUUAUUGACUUAUUCAUGUAAGAUGUAUUUGUUAAAUAAUGGUAAUUAUGUUUAAAUUUAUGUAACCUUAAAUAGAGAUAGAAUAUCUUAUACAGAUAGUUAAUGGAAUACUGAAGGUUAAUCAGUCUAUUAUAGACUAUUAAAUGGUUAAUUUAUUCCUAUAACAGAAGAAAUGAAAACAAUUUAAAAUGGAUUCCUCCGAUAAGAUUUUUUAGAAUGUUUAUCAUUUUCUGAUACUUUUGCAAUAAUAAUUAAAUAAUUUAACUAUUACACUUCUAUGAAUUAACUUGUGAUUUAAUACUUUGAAAAUUCUGGAGCAAAAUUAGGCAAUCCAGUAUAUGUAGGGUUCUUUAAUAAUGAUAGGUUGUAUUUAAAGGUCAUUUAAAUUGAAACUAAAGUUAGAAUAAUUUGGUAGGAAUAAGUUUGUUAAAAUAAUGAAUGUUAAAACAAUUUAUUAUAUAAAGAAUAUGAUGAUUAAGGAAAUGAAAUGACAAGUGCUCAAAAUAUAAAUUGUAUUUCAAAUUGUGAUGAAUGCAUAAAUUAAAAUUAUUGUACUAAAUGUAGUUCAAAUUAUUUACUGGAUUCUAAUUAAUAGUGUUAUUUAGAAUGUUCUUAAAAUUGUAUUAAAUGUUCAGUUAUCUCAUAAUGUGAAAUUUGUUAAAAUGGAUAUGAAUUAGUGAAUAAUGAAUGUUAAUAAUUGACUUGUCCAAAUAAUUGUGAUUUAUGCUCAAAGAAUAAUGAGGUGAUAAUUUGUGAUAAAUGUAAAACUAAUUAUUAUUCAAAUCAAUAAUAAUGUUUACCAGAAUGUCCAUCAACAUGUAGAACUUGUGAUAUACCAUUAGUUUGUUCAAGUUGUCUUUAAGGUUUUAUUUUAACAUAAGAUUAAAAAUGUUAAUUUGAAGAUCCUACUAUUAUUGAUCAAGUAAAAAAUACAAGUGUUAGUAAUCCAUUAAGAUAUACUUUUACAGAUGGAAGUUAUGUUUUAGUUUGGUAUUAAAAUGGUGAAUAAGCAGGAGUCUAUUUCUAAUUAUAUUCAAUUGAUAAUAAUAAAAUAGGAAAUGAAAUUUUAGUUUCAGAUUUAACUAGAAGAAGAUUAGCAGAAUCAUCAAUAAAAAAAUAAUAUUAUGCAAAUUUAGGAGCAAUUAAUAAUAACUUUUAUAUUAUUUGGGCUGAUUCUACUUCUGAUUAAACAAAUUAUCUUAUAUAAGGUUUUAAUUAAAAUGGACUUGAAAUCGUGGUUCCAUAAUCAAUAGGAUAAUCAGAUAAUAAUUUAUUAUCCCGACUUACUUAACCUUGUUAAUUAUUACCUUUAAAAAAUGAAAAUAUUUUUGCCUAUUAUAUGACUUAAAAUACUGAGGAUUUAUCUAAUGUUUCAAUAAACUAUUAAGUAUUUGAUCCUAAACUGAAUAGUAUCAGUUAAAUUUAAAAAAUUCCAAAAGUAAGUUAUUUAACGGCUCCAUCAAUUGUAUAGGAUGAUUAAGGAACAAUAUAUAUAAGUUAUAGUAGUGAUGGUUAUAUAUUUGUUUAAUAGAUAACUUAAUUUGGAGAUCCAAUUAAUUAACCUAAAGCUAUAAGUGAUGAUGGAACAUUAACAUUAAAAACAACAAUUCUGAAAAAUACCAUGAUUGUAUUUUUAUGGGAAAAUAAAGAGAUCUAAACUUUCAAAGCUGUGUUUAAUCUUAAUUACUAAUUAAUCUCAAAAGAUUUAUAAACUAAAAGUGAAGUCAAAGUUAUAGGAACUCCAUAAGUUUAAUAAUAAACACCAGAUAUAAAAUCAUUUAAUGAUGGAUUCGUAGUAGUUUGGAGAAUAACAGACUCUUUAUAUUAAUCAAUAGGAAUAUAAUUCUAAAUAUUUGAUGGUUUUGGUAGUUCAUUAACUUCUAUUACAAAUGUUGCCUUAUCAGGAAAAUCUCCAUAAAAUCCAAACAUUUAAAUAAUUAAUGAUGAUUAAUUUGCAAUUACAUACAUAUCAAAAGGUAUAGAUGUUGAUGGAUCUAUUUUGGGAGAUAGUAUACAGAUUAAGUAUUAUAACAAAUAAGGAUAAGAAUAUUUUAUUACAACUUCUUAAUUAUGUGGUAAAGAAUGUAAUAUAUGUCAAUCUCCUUUAAAUUGUUAUAGAUGUUCUUAUGGUUAUUAUCUAUCCUUAGAUAAUUAAUGUAUGAUAGAUUGUGGACUCUAUUGCAAUUUAUGUGAAGUACCUUUUGUUUGUUAAUCUUGUGUGAAUGGUUAUAAAUUAAACUCUAAUAAUUCUUGUAUGUAAGCUGAAUGUCCUGAUGGAUAUCAACGAAACUAAAAAACUAAAUUAUGUGAUCCUUAAUGCUCUCAAGAAUGCAUUUGUACAAAACCAAAUAUUUGUGAUUCUUGUAUAUCUGGAUACUAUUUGAAAGAUAAUGAAUGUUUGUUGGUUUUAGAUCUUUUAAAUCAAGACUCUAUCAACAAUUCAUUCUAUUUUUAUGCAUUUAUAGCACUUUGCAUAAUACUCGUUAUUAAUUGGUUUGCUUGUUCUAUAUGCUGUUAUUACUGUAGAUCUACAAAUUUCGUUUUUCAAAGUUCUGGACAUUAUAAAAUAUAAGAUUAAUUUAAAGUUUAAUCAGGAAUCAGAGAAACCGAAAGAUAUAAACAAAUUCUUAUGUAAUAAUAAACAGAUAAUCAAUUUGAUGAAAUUUAGUAAAAGAGUCAAAAUUAAAAUAUUUAUGGUUAAAUUUCUUAAAAUCAGGAAGAAGAAAAUGCUAAUGAAAUUAAGUUCUAUGUUUUAAACCCUGAUGAUUAAACAUAUAAGAGUAAUAAUUAAAUAGAAAAUUUAGAUAAGAAUGCUCAGUCUAUUUCUUAAUUAAGAAGGAUUGAUGAUGAUGGCAUUCAGUAAAAUGAUUAAAUAGAAUAACAUUAAAAUGAAUUAUCAGAAGAAAUAUAUUAAUAAAGACAUAGUAGCAAUAACGUGGAAAAAAUUGUGUCUCAUGAUGAUUCAAUAGAAGAAAUAUAACAUUUAUCAGAAAAUUAUUUAAAUAAAGAAGAAGAAGAAGAAAAAAAGAGAAAAAAUGAUGAUGAACUAUGUUCAAAUCAAUAAUCAAAUAAACAUGGUAUAGAAAAUAAUUAAAAUUAAUAAAUAAACAAUGAAUUAGAAAUAAACUUUGAUGUAUAAUAAUUCUAGAAAGUAGAAAUAGAAGAUAAAAGUUCUUUGUAUCAAAAUGAUUUUGAUUAAAUUGAUGAUUCAGUAAAUGUUUAGAAUAAAUAAAAUGAAGAUAUAUCUUUCAACUUGGACAUUGGAUUGAAUUGGAACUAAGAAGAGAAUUGA